ACAAACGAGCUGCUGGGUAAACAACAGUGGAUGCCUCGGAAGGCAGGAAUGGGAACUUCAUACAGGGCAAACAGUGAACCUUUUCCGUCCUGUUAAACGGGAACAGGCUCUCUAGUUCUUCAACCUUCCGACGGUUGACGGGAUGGAAAAGCGACCCAACAUGGCGGAAAAUAAUCGCGUAUUUUAGAAGUAAAGUGGAGCUAGCUUUAGCUUAGCUACGGAGGGCCCGCUGCAUUCGGUUUGGUCUCGCGGCUCAGCUCGGGACUGUGUCAGUUUCACAAUCCGAGCUACAACCUACCUCCGGUCGCGAGCUCAUCGUAGGCCUGCCCGGUUGUAGCUCGGGUGAUCAUCCAGAUAACUGUUCAUUUUACACACCCGGCUCUUAUUUUUCCUCAGGAUUUCAGCUCUUAUGUCUCAAAAAGGACAGUGACAUAUUUUAAAAUAAGGACUUAGACCCAGGUUGUGUGAAAUGUUGCGGUCAGAAGCGUAAGCAUACAUGUGAGUGUGCCUGGACGAAGAGCUGCCACCAUGAAGAGUGAGGUCCCAUCUGAGGCCUCUAGCAGACAGGAGCAUCUGAAGGAGCCACUGGUGAACCAGGAGUCCAUGGAAGCAGCUAAGAACUUCCCCAACAACAUGGAUGUUGCCAGUGAUUUUGCCAGAAAGGCUGCCAGUGAUUUUGAAGCCCUUUGUGAAUCCAGGCACCGGCCCCUGAGGGACACGGGGACCCACAGGGACUCAGAGAGGACCCUGCCGGGGCGGAGGAAAAGAAAGGGGACACAGGCUGGUCCGUCAGACUGCUCGUUAAAAGAGGACCACAUUAGUGAGAACUCCCUGGCACCUCAGCGGGCCAGAGUGGAACUUUUACAGCAUCCCAGUGAGGAUGAACACAACAACGAGUCCUCUUUUAGUGACUGUGCCUCCUCCCCGUCAUCCAGCCUCCGAUUUGGAGACUCGGAAACCCUGAGUUCCGAUGACGAGGCGGGGGAACCCGGCGCGACAGGGGGCCAACACAAGGCUCCUGCCCUACCGACCGGAGGUGGUGCUGCAGUUAGUCUACGCCCUAAUCUAGGCCGAACUCGGAGCAAUCGCUCCCAUAAAUGGGUCCGACCUGAGCCCGAGCCGGUGCUGCUGAAGCGGCCGUGCCUGAGCGGACGGCGGCCGCCGCACCGGAAGCGCUUUGGGAAAACGGGUCCUGGGGGAGGUCCGCGGACUCAGAAGCAAAAGGAGAGGCUGCUGCUGCAGAGGAAGAAACGGGAAGUGAUUGCACGUAGGAAAUACGCUCUGCUCCAUAGCACUAGCAGUUCCAGUGAAGACCUCAGUAGUGACUCUUCUUCUGCUUCUUCGACGGAAGCCGAGGAUGAGCUGUAUGUGGAUGUCAGCAGCAGCAGCAGCCAGCCUAACAGUGCUGCUGUAGCUUCAGGUGGUCUGGAUGAGGAUGUGGUGGUGAUUGAAGCCUCUCCAGCUCCAGCAGCUGCUGUUCCUGCGAGCGAGGAGAUCAACGUCACCUCAACCGACAGCGAGGUGGAGAUUGUCACGGUUGGAGAUGGAUACAGGUCCCGCUCGGUCGGAGGUCUAAGUAGGAUAUGGGGCAGUAGCUGUGCCCAGAGUCGCCUCCCAGAACCGCGUGGACGUCACCGGCUCUCAACAGUCAUCCAGCCAUUGCGGCAGAACCCUGGGGAGGUUGUGGAUCUCACCGUUGAUGAGGACGAUCUCUCUGUGGUGCCAACAACCUCUGGCAGCAUUCACACUCAGACAGUGAGGUCGUCAUCUUCUUCAUCAUCCUCCCAUCUCGCCUCUACCUCCGAGCUCAAUGAUGCCCCGGGCCCUUCUACCAGCUGCGCGGGUUCCGUACCUGGAAGUCUACAUGCACAGAGAGCAAGUGGCUCUGCUCGCACUGAGGAUGAUAACAGACCAAGUUUGCCUGGUGCAGGAGGCGAAGGCUCAGGAGCAGCCAUGCCCAGGUUGCCAUCCUGCUGUCAGCAGCACUCUCCAUGCAGCGGCCCCUCUCCUGGACACACGUCCCUCAGCCACUCCCAUUCUAGCUGCUUGCAAGCGUCGUCCUCUCAGCAGACCGCCGGCUCCCAGCACAGCAAUACUCACCACUUUGUCCACCAUAUCCAUCACCCUGCACCGCAGCCACCAGGAACCCUACCCUUUCAAGAGCCGAGCUGUCCUGUGGAACGGCCCAGUGCUCUGCCUGCUCCCUGUGCUGGAGUCAACAACAGCAACGGCAGCAGCAGUAAUGCAGCCCACUAUCAUGACCAGCAAACCCUGCCAGUGGACCUGAGCAACAGCAGCAUUCGAGCCAGCGGAACUGGAAGCGCUAGUUUCCAUGGCAGCACGUCAGCUUUUGACCCGUGCAGCCCCGGCUCCUCUUCGCGGCCCCCUGCUUAUGGUUCACAUGCCAACCCUGGGCCCAGUCAGCCAGCUGUGGUGGACUCAUUCAGCUCCUCCAUGGUGGCUCAGCCACAGACACAACCUCAGCCCUGCAGACAUUACAUUCACCCUACCUAUGGAUCUCUAACCCGGUCGCUGCAUCAUCAAGCCUCCCCCGCCUGCCCUCACUCUCAUGGAAACCCCCAACUCACACCUCAGCCUCCUCCGCAAGGCGAGUUUCUCAUUCCCCACUCCUUCCAUACACCGUUGCCAUCUCACCCUCCAGGUCACUCCGUUCCCCCCGCGCCUCCCCCUCCCCUUUCGGCCCACCACCUCCCUACUUCAAGCGUCCCCCUGGCUCAGCACCUUCCUCCGGAUCACCAGACCCUGCAGCACCACAUGCCACCUCUGGGUCCUUCGGUGCAAAGGAUCCAUCAUCACGACGUGCUGCAGAGGAUGGAGGUCCAGAGGAGGAGGAUGAUGCAGCAUCCUACGCGGGCGCAUGAGCGUCCACCUCCACAUCCCCACAGGAUGCACCCCAACUACGGCCAUGGACACCACAUCCACGUGCCACAGACUAUGUCUUCCCAUCCCCGCCAGCCCGAGCAAAGAACAACAUGGGAGCUUGGCAUCGAGGCUGGUGUUCCCGUGGCUUCAUACGCAUCAGGGCACCUGCAUUCUCAUCUCCCCCACUACCACCCUCCCCCGAGACUGCACCACUUCCCCAUCUCCUUAAUGCACACUACUGGCAUUUCUGAAGUGACCUACCCGCACAUUAGGUACAUCUCAUCUAGAAUGACUGGCUUUGGAAGAACCUACGAGGACCUGCUGCAUUUAGAGGAACGACUUGGGACUGUGAAUCGAGGAGCCUCUCAGGGAACCAUAGAGAGGUGCACCUACCCACACAAGUACAAGAAGAAGGUGUUGGAGAGAGACAUUGACCAACAGUUAACCCCUGAAGCUUGGGCAUCUAUUGGGAAAAAUAUGCACGCAACCCCAGAAUCGAGAAAGCUGCACGGCAAGCAAGACGAAGAUGAAGGGGCAGAUGAAGACACCGAGGAGAAGUGUACCAUCUGCCUGUCAAUACUGGAGGAGGGGGAGGAUGUCAGGCGCCUGCCAUGCAUGCACCUCUUCCAUCAGCUGUGUGUGGAUCAGUGGCUCCUCACCAAUAAGAAGUGCCCCAUCUGCAGAGUGGACAUUGAGGCCCAGCUUUCUGCCGAGAGUUGAUGCUGUUUUCCCCCUACAACAACUUUUGUUUGUUUGGAAUUUAUUUUCAGAUCAUAUUAACUUUCUCUUCAGUACUGCAGUCAACCAAAGAUGGCAUGAAUUACCUGCGCAGCUCAACUACGAGCAAAAAAAGAAAAAAAGAAUAGACAA
Molecule: messenger RNA, 3753 nt
Organism: Cyprinodon variegatus (sheepshead minnow)
Lineage: Eukaryota; Metazoa; Chordata; Actinopteri; Cyprinodontiformes; Cyprinodontidae
Gene: rnf111
Product: ring finger protein 111
Exons: 15
Coding region: 529-3603 (1024 amino acids)
Biological process (GO): positive regulation of transforming growth factor beta receptor signaling pathway; ubiquitin-dependent protein catabolic process; positive regulation of DNA-templated transcription
Cellular component (GO): nucleus; cytoplasm
Molecular function (GO): ubiquitin protein ligase activity; SMAD binding; SUMO polymer binding
Source: RefSeq, a predicted model, not a curated record